AUGUGCAAAUCAUCACUUCACGAUUUUAUUCAUGGCCUCCCCAAAUGUGAACACCACGUUCACCUCGAGGGAUGCAUGUCUCCUGAGCUGAUCUUCACCAUGGCCGCGCGGAACAACAUCUCUCUCCCAGACCCAGCAACCAACCCAGCCUACGCCUCAGUUGCGGCCCUAACAGCCCGAUAUGAUCACUUCUCCUCGCUGGACGACUUCCUCGCCUUCUACUUCCGAGGCAUGGACGUCCUAGUAAACGAAGCCGACUUUGCCGAUCUGGCCUGGUGGUAUUUCCGCAAAGCGCACGCAGACGGCGUCCAUCAUGCCGAAGUAUUCUUCGAUCCCCAGGUGCACAUCGACCGGGGCGUCUCUUACGAGACGGUCGUCAAUGGCUUCUCAGCGGGGUGCAAGCGCGCCGAGCGCGAGCUGGGUCUUAGCACGAGACUAAUUCUGUGCUUCGUGCGCCACUUACCCGUUUCCUCGGCGGCGAAUGUAUACGAGAAGUUUAUUUCUUCCGGCCACUUCGAGGCCGGAGUCGUGCAUGGUCUUGGUUGGUCUUCGUCGGAGGUCGGGCCACCUAAAGACAUGUUCCGUGAGCAGUAUGCUUUGGCGGCGCAAAGGAGUAUCCCGCUCACCGCGCAUGCCGGUGAAGAGGGGGAUCCGACUUAUAUCAGUACGGCACUGGAGCUCGGCGCGACGCGGAUUGAUCAUGGGAUUCGGUUGGUCGAGGAUCCGGAGUUGAUGAAGCGUAUUGCUUCAGACGGGACUUUACUGACUGUUUGCCCGCUUUCGAAUGUUCGGCUUCGGUGCGUACCGUCGGUGGAACAGGUGCCCAUCCGUCAGUUCUUGGGAGCUGGCGUCAAGUUCUCGAUCAACAGUGAUGACCCUGCUUACUUCGGUGGAUAUAUUCUGGAUAAUUACUGCGCUGUUCAGGAGGCGCAUCAGCUGUCGGUGUUGGAGUGGCGCAUGAUUGCGGAGAAUAGUGUGCAGCAGAGCUGGAUUGAGGAUUCGCGCAAGGCGGAGCUGUUGGAAAAGAUUGAGAGCCAUGUUAAGCAGCACAUGCCGGCUGCUAUAUACUAA
Penicillium argentinense is the source of this 1071-nucleotide messenger RNA. RefSeq names its product adenosine deaminase (gene aah1). The coding region runs from base 1 to 1071 and encodes 356 amino acids. Gene Ontology annotation, molecular function: adenine deaminase activity. NCBI's taxonomy places the organism in Eukaryota, Fungi, Ascomycota, Eurotiomycetes, Eurotiales, Aspergillaceae. The transcript has a single exon. Gene Ontology annotation, biological process: purine ribonucleoside monophosphate biosynthetic process; hypoxanthine salvage; adenine catabolic process. Gene Ontology annotation, cellular component: nucleus; cytosol. The record is from RefSeq and is a predicted model, not a curated record.